Sphaeramia orbicularis (orbiculate cardinalfish) is the source of this 2504-nucleotide messenger RNA. Its product is annotated as coiled-coil domain-containing protein 6. Bases 56 to 1438 code for a protein of 460 amino acids. NCBI's taxonomy places the organism in Eukaryota, Metazoa, Chordata, Actinopteri, Kurtiformes, Apogonidae. The record is from RefSeq and is a predicted model, not a curated record. The transcript is spliced from 9 exons.
UCCUCUAACGCUGCAGCUGCUGUCGUCUCUUCUACUCACACACUGUCGCACAGCCAUGGCGGACAGCGCGAGCGAGAGCGACACCGACGGAGCGGGGAGCAGCUCGGCCACCCCGAUGUCAUCUUCCGCUUCUAAUUCGGGAAAACCGAGCAUAGUUAUUUCACAGUUUCGAUUGGAGGAACUGACGAAUCGCCUGGCCUCGCUACAACAGGAGAAUAAAGUUCUUAAAAUUGAGCUGGAGACGUUCAAACUCAAGUGCAAAGCUCUGCAGGAGGAGAAUCGGGACCUCCGCAAGGCUAGCGUCACCAUUCAAGCCAGAGCUGAGCAGGAGGAGGAAUUUAUCAGUAACACCUUGUUCAAGAAGAUCCAGGCACUGCAGAAGGAGAAGGAGACCUUGGCAGUCAACUAUGAGAAAGAAGAAGAAUUUCUCACUAACGAACUGUCAAGGAAGCUCAUGCAACUCCAACAUGAGAAGGCAGAGCUGGAGCAGCAUUUGGAGCAGGAGCAAGAGUUCCAGGUUAACAAGCUGAUGAAAAAGAUCAAGAAGAUGGAGAAUGAGACCAUCUCAAAGCAGCUAACCUUGGAACAGUUGAGACGGGAGAAGAUCGACCUUGAGAACACAUUAGAGCAGGAACAAGAAGCUCUGGUUAACAGACUGUGGAAACGGAUGGACAAGCUAGAGGCUGAGAAAAGGAUUCUCCAGGAGAAGUUGGACCAGCCUGUAUCAGCUCCUCCCUCCCCAAGAGAUGUUUCCAUGGAGAUCGACUCACCAGAGAACAUGAUGCGGCAUAUCCGCUUCCUCAAAAAUGAGGUGGAGAGGCUUAAGAAGAGCCUGCGCACCACAGAGCUGCAGCACACAGAGAAACGUGCUCAGUACAUCGAAGAGGAGCGACACAUGAGGGAAGAAAACAUCCGACUGCAGAGAAAACUUCAGAGAGAGAUGGAGCGCAGGGAGGCCCUGUGCAGACAGCUUUCAGAGAGCGAAUCCAGUCUGGAAAUGGACGAUGAGAGGUACUUCAACGAGAUGUCUGCACAGGGCUUGCGAGCACGGACCGUUUCCAGCCCCAUCCCCUACACCCCGUCCCCCAGCUCCAGCAGACCCAUAUCACCUGGUCUCUCAUAUGGCAGCCACACAGUUGGCUUCACCCCUCCAGCUACACUGUCCAGAGCUGCCAUCUCCCACUACAACACCCCUGCCCUGCACGUCCACGGAAGCUCCUCUCACGCCGUAGCGAGGCCCUCCCCAAGAAGAAGCACCAGCCCAGACAAGUUCAAACGUCCAACACCCCCGCCCUCCCCCAAUACACACUCAGGGGCCCAGCAGCCUCAGCCUCCGCUACCCCCACCAGCCCAGCCCAUGGUCCAGUCCAUGUCCUCCCCGGCAGCUAUGUCGCAGCACGCAGCAGCAGCAGCACAGCAGCCUCCCUCCCAGCCUUAACGCCACACAGUCUCUGUCUUUGCGCGUGUUCGCGCACACUGAAUGCCACGAUGCUACCGCAACAGCAGCUUCCAUCAUUACCAGCUCUGGAAGUCAAGUUUCUUACUCUCUACCAACUCCACUAAAGAAGCAGCUUCAAAAGUUUUAAAAGGGGAAAGAAACAAGAUGGUGGCAGACCCACAGUGAAGCAAGCCGCCUGCCAAAUCUACACGUGGCGUUACUUACCUUCUCUUAAAAGGAAUGGAUGGACUGAAAAAUAAUCGCUUCUGGGAUUUGUAGGCCAAUUAUCUGUUCCACCUUUUGUCUUGUACAUGUUAUGUUUUUUUUUUCUUUGCUUGGGACUUAGCUGGUUGGAGUCGUUGUGGCGCUUCUGAGAUAGCACAAACAGCACAGAGAGUUUGUUUCCUGGUUGUGUCUUCUAAAAAGUUGGAUGUUUGGAUCAACGGAUGGAUGUAUGGCUAGAGACACGGAUGAGUUGAUAGAUGGAUGUGGUUGAUUCUUUUCAUGCCUAUAAUAUGACUCAAUUGCAGUAAUGUCCUCCACUCUGGUGCACCCCACCUCCUUUUUCUCAAAGACUGUCAGCAAUUCACCCUGACCCCAAAGUUUAACACAGCUUCGAUUAGGUCAACAAGAUGCAUCACAGAAGACUGCUAGGAUUAUCUCCAUUAUAGGGCAUUGAUCAAACAGAGCUGAUGCCACAGUUAUUUUACUUCCCUAAAGCAUUCAAAGGCUCUGCUGCUCUUCAGUUAAAGGUAAAAAGGAAAAAAAAAUCAUCAAGGAGGAUGGACACUGGUACAUAAACCACAGAUAAAUGUCGCCUAUUGAGGUGUAUAAAAUGUAGUCUGAGGUGUUACAACUUAGUCAUGUACUCGGUCUCUUCUCUGCUCUUCUCUCUCUGGUGUAUUUCUGAACGCUUCUAUCAUCCUUAUGGAUAUUCCUCAUCAGAAAAAGGAAAAAAACAUGCUCUUUACACUAAAUAUACAUACUGCUAAAACAUUCUAAAUGAAUGGUACUGUUGAACUAAAUUUCUAUGUAUGAUUAAAGCUCUCAAGAUGACAACCUCCAA